AUGUCAGACGAUAUCGUGGGAUCCUGCUGUUCCGUGGCUAUUCUUGGGUGCUAUGAGGUCUGCUUGGGAAUCUGCCUUGACUUCAUGAGCGUUCGACAUGCAUGCACGGCGACCUUGUGCUCGUGUAGACGACGACCCUCUCUGGAGAUUGAUCCGAGCGAGCGAGAGCCGCUCGUUCAGAACACUGAGCCCGGUGCUCAUCCGCCCAUGUCCAAGGCCCCCACAGAUUAA
Molecule: messenger RNA, 231 nt
Organism: Dichomitus squalens LYAD-421 SS1
Lineage: Eukaryota; Fungi; Basidiomycota; Agaricomycetes; Polyporales; Polyporaceae
Exons: 2
Coding region: 1-231 (76 amino acids)
Source: RefSeq, a predicted model, not a curated record